Molecule: messenger RNA, 2918 nt
Organism: Drosophila yakuba
Lineage: Eukaryota; Metazoa; Arthropoda; Insecta; Diptera; Drosophilidae
Gene: Tps1
Product: alpha,alpha-trehalose-phosphate synthase [UDP-forming]
Exons: 5
Coding region: 396-2825 (809 amino acids)
Biological process (GO): trehalose biosynthetic process
Cellular component (GO): alpha,alpha-trehalose-phosphate synthase complex (UDP-forming); cytosol
Molecular function (GO): catalytic activity
Source: RefSeq, a predicted model, not a curated record
UGAAUUAGUGCUUGUCUAUUUUCGGCAGGGUACGGAGCUGCUGGCUCUCGCGACCAUCGAAACCAACGUAACCAAAUCGCCAAUCUGCCAGGAAAAGUGCCUGCCAUUUCCACGUCGAAUUGCAUCUGGGAGAAGCUUCGAUAAGAAGGCACUGAUAGACUUGGCUUCGGGCAGUCUUCAGUCUUUGGUCAGCGCACCUCGAUCUAAAUUCGGCAACGGUCGCUCUCGCUUCGGAAGAACGAGACCCAUUGAUAAGCCUGGAUUUGAACUAGACGGUUGUCUAACCUCCACAUCCGCGAAAUUUCCCAUUCGUUGUGGCCAAAAAUUAUGUGCUAAGCUUGACAGCAAGAGAAGAUUCGUACAACUCUUCUACAGCUAAUUUACCAAGAAUCGCAAUGCCCGACACGGAAAUCAUCGUUACCAAUGCCGGGGAGCCUUCCACCAAGGCGAGUCUCAUCGUGGUCUCCAAUCGGUUGCCGUUUGUGCUGAUCCGGAACCCGAAGACCGAUGAGCUGGAACGCAGGGCCAGCGCCGGUGGUCUGGUGACCGCAGUGUGUCCGGUGGUGAUCAAGGGCAGUGGUCUCUGGGUGGGCUGGUCGGGUAUCCACUUGAAGGAUCCCAACGAGGCCAUUCCCGAGUCCAAUCCCAACGAUCAGACGCCGACCGCUGGCCUCAAGUCCGAGCAGGUGGUGUCCGUCAACAUCGAUUCGAAGAUCUUCGACAGCUACUACAACGGAUGCUGCAACAAGAUCUUCUGGCCACUGUUCCACUCGAUGCCGGGAAGAGCCAACUUCGGAGGCGAACACUGGCACGACUAUGUGACUGUCAACAAGCACUUCGCCGUGCGGACCAUCGAGGCUCUGGAGAAGUGCCUGGCCAAAAACCAGGGCAGCGAGAAGAGCCCACCCAUUGUCUGGAUCCACGACUACCAUCUCAUGCUGGCCGCCAACUGGGUGCGCGAGCAUGCCGAGGAGAAGAACUUGCCCUGCCGACUGGCCUUCUUCCUGCACAUCCCGUUCCCGCCAUGGGACAUCUUCCGCCUGCUGCCCUGGUCCGAUGAGCUCCUACAGGGUAUGCUGGGUUGUGACCUGGUAGGCUUCCAUAUUCAGGACUACUGCCUGAACUUCGUGGACUGUUGCCAGCGGAACCUAGGCUGCCGUGUGGACAGAAACAAUCUCCUGGUGGAACAUGGCGGGCGCACCGUGCGCGUCCGUCCGCUUCCCAUUGGUAUUCCCUAUGAACGCUUUGUUAAUCUGGCCACGACCGCGCCCAAGGUGCUGAAGACAUCCAAGAUGCAAAUCAUCCUGGGAGUGGACCGUCUGGACUACACAAAGGGCCUAGUCCAUCGCCUGAUGGCUUUCGAGGCGCUGCUGCUGAAGUAUCCGCAGCACAAGGAGAAGGUUAGCCUGCUGCAGAUCUCGGUGCCGUCGCGAACCGAUGUAAAAGAGUACCGGGAGCUGAAGGAGGAGGUGGACCAGCUGGUGGGCCGCAUCAACGGACGCUUUACCACCGCCAACUGGGCGCCCAUACGCUACAUCUACGACUAUGUUAGCCAAGACGAACUGGCUGCCUUGUACAGGGAUGCCGCUGUUUGUCUGGUAACUCCGCUUCGCGAUGGCAUGAACCUGGUGGCCAAGGAGUUUGUGGCCUGCCAGAUCAACGAGGUGCCCGGCGUGUUGGUCAUCUCACCGUUCGCAGGAGCCGGAGAGAUGAUGCACGAGGCUCUGCUCUGCAACCCGUACGAGGUGAACGAGGCCGCCGAGGUGAUCCACCGAGCACUGACUAUGCCCGAGGACGAGCGUGUCCUUCGUAUGGCACGUCUUCGUCGCCGGGAAGCCGAGUGCGAUGUGAGCCACUGGAUGCGUUGCUUCCUGAAGGCGGUCGGCGCUCUUGAGAUGGAUGAUGUGGGCACCACUAUCAUGCAGCCUGUGUCUGUGGACGAUUUCGAUGACUACUUACUGAAAUACAUCGGCUAUAACCACAAAUUGGCUCUGCUGUUGGAUUACGACGGCACCUUGGCGCCCAUUGCCCCUCAUCCUGAUCUGGCCACGCUCUCGCCCGAGAUUAAGAACGUACUAUAUAAGCUGUCCAACCACUCUGACGUCUACGUGGCCGUCAUCUCAGGUCGCAACGUGGACAAUGUGAAGAAGAUGGUUGGCAUCGAGGGCAUCACCUAUGCGGGCAACCACGGCUUGGAAAUCCUUCAUCCGGACGGCAGCAAGUUCGUACACCCCAUGCCCAUGGAGUACGAAAAGAAGGUCAGUGAUCUGCUGAAGGCACUGCAGGAUUCCGUUUGCCGUGACGGCGCUUGGGUAGAGAAUAAGGGGGCGUUGCUAACGUUCCACUACCGAGAGACACCCAAUCACCUGAGGGGAGCUAUGGUGGACAAGGCGCGCUCCUUGAUCGAGAAGUACGGCUUCAAGGCCACGGAGGCGCAUUGCGCUCUGGAGGCUCGUCCGCCGGUGCAGUGGAAUAAGGGUCGUGCCUCGAUCUACAUCCUGCGCACAUCCUUCGGCGUAGACUGGAACGAACGCAUCAAGAUCAUCUAUGUGGGCGACGAUUUAACAGACGAGGAUGCCAUGGUGGCUCUGAAGGGAAUGGCGAGAACUUUCCGUGUGACAUCGUCAGAUAUUGUGAAGACCGCUGCGGACCACCGACUGCCUUCCACAGACUCCGUGUACACGCUGCUGAAAUGGGUGGAAAGGCAUUUCAUGGGACGCAAGGCCCGCGCCAAUUCGCUGACCUACAGGCCCACCAAGGGCGAUGGGGUCCAGAUGCAAAUGUCCCUGGAGGUAGCCGCCUCGGCGAACAAUCUGGAGGUGUGAGACCAGAUAUCCUUGCAUGCAUAGGCAACCUCGUAACUCAGAUAACUUUUAAGAUUUUAAGAAUAAAGAAAACGGAUUUGUAGCUUAAAGAAA